AUGGAACCCGCUAAUAUGUUUGCUUCCUUUAUUCUUGGAGAUCCAUCAGAGAUUCCAGAGGUCAUUCAAGAAAAUGAAAAACUCGGUUUGCUUUAUGCAUCUAUCGGCAAAAUUCGGGGAGAAAUCGACAUCAUUUGUACUGAUAGAAGGCUCUUUGUAAAGAAAUGGGAAAGGCUUUUAAGGGAACUGGAGGAACUCUCACAAGAGAAAAAUCGACUUGUUCAUACCUCUUUGGAUGUACUUUCUGAACGCGAAAAACUCGUAAAGAAAAUUCGAGCCGUUUCGGCAAAAAAUAAAAAGGACAAAGACUUGAUUGAUUUGGAGAUAAAGGAACGUCAACGGACAAACGAUUAUAUGAGUCGCUUACAAGUCUUUAUUAAAGUCAAAUCUAAAAGCCGAUAUAAGCAUUCAAUCAUUCCGAAACUAGACCAAGCAGCUACGUAUGAAUCGGAAAUAAGUCAUAUUGAGGGGUUUGAAGAAGUCCUUAAUAAACUUGGAAAUAUGUUGGGUGUAACCGAUGUUGAAGAAAUCGUCAAACUUUUCGAAUCUAAAGAAGCCCAAAUUAAUCGCGCAUUUGAGUACAUCAACGUCCAGGAAUCGAAGUCUUCAAAAAUCAAAGAAGAAAUCGAUCGACUUGAGGAGGAAAAGGCCCGUACUAUAGAUGAGCUCAAAGCAAGCGCGGAUCUCUUUCGAGAGCAGAUAUUAAGACUUGAUGAAAAGUAUGUGGGCAUUAAAACGGAAACGGUGGCGUUGACGAAGUCUCUCAAUAAGGCAAGGAAGCUGGCUAAGCACAUUCUUAGGGAAAUUGCAUUCCUAAAAUCAAUCGUGCAUUUCGACACUGACUUGGAGGCGGAUUUGGACACGCCAGCAUCUAGUGGCUUAAAGAAAACCAUGAUGGCCUUGGAGCAACAAAUUUGCCAGAUUUAUGACUUGUACAAGGGAUUGAAAAAUAAGUCUGGAGAUGCUAUGGCCGCAGAAGUGUCUGACACCUCGUCGAACCUUCAAAGUGAUUCUGCAAUCAACGAAGACAAUUCAACUACAGACGGCAUCGAUGAUCUUCCGACAGUGGGGUAA
This is a messenger RNA of Hydatigera taeniaeformis, 1074 nucleotides long. The record is from the annotation of a GenBank genome assembly. Lineage: Eukaryota; Metazoa; Platyhelminthes; Cestoda; Cyclophyllidea; Taeniidae.